AACGAGAAAACGCAACUACAGCGAGUUAGAGUGACGCGCGAAGGAAAAGCGCUAUUAGAGAGUGGCAAUCGAGUUCAGAUGUGACGCGAACGACCCACUGAUUCGUGAUUCACCCACUGUGAGCAGAUUCAGAUUCAAGCAGCAAAGUUUUGGAAAAGAUGGCUGUGGAUGGGGUGAGAUUGGAGCAAAGGCAUGGCAAAGCGAGGGUUAGAGUUGGGAGAGUUUGGAGAGAGCCGUGCGGACGGCAUCAUUUCGUCGAAUGGAAUGUGAGCAUCAGCCUUCUCUCCGAUUGUCUCCCGGCCUACACUGAUGGCAACAACUCCGAUAUCGUCGCCACAGAUACCAUGAAAAACACGGUGUAUGUGAAAGCUAAAGAAUGCAAUCAACCUCUUUCAUCAGAGGAAUUUGCCAUUGUACUUGGCAAGCACUUUACAUCCUUUUAUCAGCAGGUUACUGCUGCUAUAAUUAAUAUAAUUGAGAAGCCAUGGGAGCGCAUUUGCAUAGAUGGUCAACCACAUGAACAUGGUUUCAAGCUUGGAUCUGAGAAGCACACAACUGAAGUGAUAGUGAAGAAGUCUGGCGCACUGCAGAUUGUUUCUGGUAUUGAAGGAUUGGCAGUGCUGAAGACAACACAAUCUGGUUUUGAAGGAUUCAUCAGGGAUAAGUACACAAUAUUGCCUGAAACACGAGAGAGGAUGCUGGCAACAGAGGUCACUGCAUUUUGGAGGUACCCUUUUGAGACUCUUGCAAGUAUCCCUGCAAAAGAAUUAUACUUCACGGAGAAAUAUAUGGAUGUGAAAAAGGUUUUGAUUGAAACUUUCUUUGGUCCUAUUAAAGGAGGAGUAUAUAGUCCAUCUGUUCAAAGUACUCUCUAUUACAUGGCAAAGGCCGUGCUUGCCAGGGUUCCUGAUGUGUCAUCAGUUAAGUUGAAAAUGCCAAAUCUUCACUUUCUUCCAGUCAACUUAUCAAGCAAAGAUAAUCCAGUAAUUGUAAAGUUUGAAGAUGAUGUAUAUUUACCAACGGAUGAACCACAUGGAUCGAUCGAAGCCACCCUCAGUCGCAUUCACUCAAAGAUGUGAAACCUGCUGCCCUGUUACUGUAGAAAGAACUUUCCUGCCAUUGUCAAGGGGAACUAUUAUCAAAUUGCGGUCUUUUCCCUUUAAGCUCGCGAUGCGUUGAUAAUCUUUUGAAACCCACACCUCUUUCGUAGUGUUUCUCAUGGGAUAAUCAACUGUGCGUAGCCUUCUUCUGAUCUUUGUAUUCACUGUAGAAUUUCGUGAAGGUGGGUUUCGUUUCUGUGUGUGCUAUUAAUAAUUUGCGUCUUCCCUGCAGCAUGUAGAUUGAUUUUCUUUGGAUAAUAGUUUAUAGGGGACGUUUGUAUUUUAGAUUGAACUAUAUACGAAGGUGUACUACUCCUUACAUGUCUUUUAAAUCUAUCUAUACUAUAUAUAAAAGUAUAAUC
This is a messenger RNA of Sesamum indicum (sesame), 1462 nucleotides long. Its product is annotated as uricase / urate oxidase / nodulin 35. NCBI's taxonomy places the organism in Eukaryota, Viridiplantae, Streptophyta, Magnoliopsida, Lamiales, Pedaliaceae. Gene Ontology annotation, cellular component: peroxisome. Gene Ontology annotation, molecular function: urate oxidase activity. The record is from RefSeq and is a predicted model, not a curated record. Gene Ontology annotation, biological process: urate catabolic process; purine nucleobase catabolic process.